Colossoma macropomum (tambaqui) is the source of this 3645-nucleotide messenger RNA. Its product is annotated as deleted in malignant brain tumors 1 protein-like. The record is from RefSeq and is a predicted model, not a curated record. NCBI's taxonomy places the organism in Eukaryota, Metazoa, Chordata, Actinopteri, Characiformes, Serrasalmidae. Gene Ontology annotation, cellular component: membrane.
AUGUGUGAUGAUGGCUGGCACAUUACAGAUAGUGCAGUAGUGUGUAGAGAGCUGGGCUGUGGUGAAGUUGUGGAUAUACCAGAUAAUUCUUUCUUUGCACCCGGAUCAGAAGUGUUCUGGACAUAUGGACUGGCCUGUGAUGGAUCAGAGUCUACACUGAACAUAUGUGGAGGAAGAAAUAUGAAUUUCCAGCUUCCUAACUGUGAUCAUACUAAUGAUGUUGGAACAAUCUGUUCAGUCAGUGUAAGGUUGGUGGAUGGUGGCAGUCGCUGUGCUGGGAGAGUGGAGGUUCUUCACAGAGGACAAUGGGGAACAGGGUGUGGUCAAGGCUGGGAUAUGAGUGAUGCUGCAGUGGUGUGUAGAGAGCUGGGCUGUGGAGAGGCUGCAGAUGCACUGGGUCACACGCAGGCUUGGCUGAUAAACGGCUCUGACUCCUGUUCUGGUCGAGUGGAGCUCCAGUACCUCAGUGAGUGGGGCACAGUGUGUGAUGUAAGCUGGGAUAUGAGAGCUACCAGUGUCCUCUGUGGUCAGCUGAAGUGUGGGAGUGCUGUGGCUGUGUUGGGCUUCUCCAGCUCCUCUACAUCCAGUCCUGAACACAGACACAUGUGUGUGACGGGUUUUAAUUGUUCUGGGAGUGAAGCUCAUCUGGGGAACUGCAGCACCGCACAAGCGGUCAACUGCAGCUCCAGAGAACAGCUCUCAAUCACCUGCUCUGGUCAGUUUAAUUCAGCUCACAGCUCCAUCAGGCUGGUUGGUUCUGGGGGAGACUGUGCAGGAAGGCUGGAGGUUUUCCACAGCGGCUCAUGGGGGACAGUGAGUGAUGACUUGUGGGACAUUAAGGAUGCGCAGGUGGUCUGCAGACAGCUGCAGUGUGGAGUGGCCUUCAGUACUCUGGUACAAGCCCAGUUUGGACCUGGAACUGGACCCAUAUGGCUGAAUGAGGUGGAGUGUAAGGGGAACGAGGCGUCCCUGUGGAACUGCAGAUUUCAGCUGUGUGAAGAGGAUGAAUGUGGUCACAAGGAGGAUGUAGGAGUCGUGUGUUCAGAUCACCUGCCUCUCAGACUGAGGGGAGGAAAUGGAAGCUGCUCUGGAAGGCUGGAGGUGUAUCAUAGUAAAACAUGGGGCUCCGUCUGUGAUGAACUCUGGGACAUCAGGGAGGCUCAGGUGGUCUGCAGGCAGCUGGGCUGUGAGCCGGCGCUGAGUGCUGAUGGGAGUGCUGUCUUUGGUGGUGUAGGGCCUAUCUGGCUGAACAGAGUGAGGUGUAGAGGGAAUGAGAUUCACCUAUGGGACUGUCCUCAUUCCCUGAAGAACCACACUGACUGCUCCCACAGGCAGGAUGCUGGAGUCACCUGUAUAGAGAUAUCUGUGCCUGCCACUGCUGCACCCACAACAACAAUCAACAUCACCACCACAGUGCUCUUUAAGAGGAGGCGUAAGACUCUGACUGAGGCAGUCUAUGAGGAGAUCGACCGCAGAUACAUCACUAAAAGAAAUGACUUGACUCAAAGGGGAAGUAUCCUCUCUGAAGAACAGCAUUCAAGAUAUGAGGAUGUGGAUGAGGAGCUUCUCUCAGCAAAGUCUCUGAUUGGUGUAAAAGCAGGAUAUUACGAUGAUGUCACCACCAGUGGUGAAUCAGCAAAAGAGGACACAGCAGAGAACUAUGAUGAUGUCAUCACUGCUGGACAGAUCUCUGAUAUUGUAGCAGGUCAGAGGAAGAUGGACAGCUGUGUGGCUCUCAUUCUUCUGUCCUCCACAAUCACACUCACCACAGCUGGGGCACGACUGGUGCAUGGCUCUGACUCCUGUUCUGGUCGAGUGGAGCUCCAGUACCUCAGUGAGUGGGGCACAGUGUGUGAUGUAAGCUGGGAUAUGAAAGCUGCCAGUGUCCUCUGUGGUCAGCUGAAGUGUGGGAGUGCUGUGGCUGUGUUGGGGUCAGACUGGUUUGGGGAGGGGAGUGGCCGGAUCUGGGCUGACGUGUUUGACUGUCAGGGGAACGAAACACACCUGUCAAAAUGUCCCAUUUCAUCAUGGAGUCGAACUGCAUGCUCUCAUAAACAGGAUGCUGGAGUCAUCUGUGAUAAUUCCUCCCUGGCAAUUCAUGAGGGGCGAGUGUGGUUGUCUGGAGGGAUGGAGUGUGAGGGGGAGGUGGAGGUGUACUUCAGGCAGGACUGGAGGAGAGUUCUGCUGGACUCCUGGAGAGAGUCUGAGGCCUCUGUGGUCUGCAGACAGCUGGGCUCUCAUCUGGGGAACUGCAGCAGUGCACAAGCAGUCAACUGUAGCUCCAGAGAACAGCUCUCAAUCACCUGCUCUGCCAUCAGGCUGGUUGGCUCUGGGGGAAACUGUGCAGGAAGGCUGGAGGUUUUCCACAGCGGCUCAUGGGGGACAGUGAGUGAUGACUUGUGGGAUAUUAAGGAUGCACAAGUGGUCUGCAGACAGCUGCAGUGCGGUGCUCUGGUACCAGCCUGGUUUGGACCUGGAACUGGACCCAUAUGGCUGAAUGAGGUGGAGUGUGAGGGGAAUGAGACGUCCCUGUGGAACUGCAGAUUUCAGCUGUGUGGAGAAGAUGAAUGUGGACACAUGGAGGAUGUAGGAGUCGUGUGCUCAGUCAGUGUGAGGUUGGUGGAUGGUGGCAGUCACUGUGCUGGGAGAGUGGAGGUUUUUCAUGAUGAUCAGUGGGGAACAGUAUGUAGUUAUAACUGGGAUAUCAGAGAUGCUGCAGUGGUGUGUAGAGAGAUGGGCUGUGGAGAGGCUGUAGAUGCACUGAGUGAUGCUCACUUUGGACCAGGAUCAGGACCAAUCUGGAUGGAUGAUGUGGACUGUAAUGGAUCAGAGUCUACACUGAAGAACUGUAGAUCAUCAGAUUGGGGUGAACAUGACUGUGAUCAUGAUGAAGAUGCUGGAGUCAUUUGUUCAGGUAAUCUUUGCAUCAGGCUGGUUGGUGGUUCUCGCUGCUCUGGGAGAGUGGAGGUGCUUCAUGGAGAGACCUGGUACACAGUGUGUGAUGCUGACUUUGACCAGCAGGAUGCAGAGGUUGUGUGUCGAGAGCUGGGCUGUGGACUUCCUGUGGAGGUGCUGGGAGCAACUGCUUUUGGCAGAGGGGAGGGUCAGGUGUGGUCAGAGGAGCUUCAGUGUAGAGGCAACGGUUGUGCAUUGGAAUCCACUUUAGCAAGAGACAGUGUGAGGUUGGUGGAUGGUGACAGUCGCUGUGCUGGGAGAGUGGAGGUGUUUCAUGAUGAUCAGUGGGGAACAGUGUGUGGUGAUUACUGGGAUAUAAGAGAUGCUGCAGUGGUGUGUAGAGAGCUGCACUGUGGAGAGGCUGUUAGUGAUGCUAACUUUGGACCAGGAUCAGGACCAAUCUGGAUGAAAAAUGUGGGCUGUAGUGGAUCAGAGUCUGCACUGAAGAACUGUAGAUCAGCAGGAUGGGGUGAACAUUACUGUAAUCAUGAUCAAGACGCUGGAGUCAUUUGUUUAGGAGGAAUCAGGCUUGUUAAUGGUUCUCGCUGUUCUGGGAGAGUGGAGGUGCUUCAUGGAGAGACCUGGUCCACAGUGUGUGAUGCUGAUUUUGACCAGCAGGAUGCGGAGGUUGUGUGUCAAGAGCUGGGCUGUGGGCUUCCUGUGGAGGUGCUGGGAGCAGCUGCUUUUGGC